AUGACUAAUUCUUCUGAAACCCAAGAAGGAGCUAAUGAAGAAAAGAUGAACCUAAAUGAGACAGAACAACUCUCUGAAGAAAUAAUUUCAGGUUCUGAAACAUCCGAUAGUGGAAAUGAAAAUACACUUUUAUUCAAUAUUUGUGCCAAAGCCUGCACCACGGACGUUAAUAGCCCAGAAAUUCCUUUAUUACAUCCUAUUCCCAAAUCCAAGGAAACAAAAGAAACAGAAAACGAUUCAUCGGAUUUGAUUGAUAGGAAUCUAAUUCAACGUUUAAUUAAUGACUUAAAUCCAAGCUAUGAAAAUUUCCAGUCAUAUGAAAAAAGUAAUGGUGAAAAAGAUCUGAACGGUAUGGGUAUAAAGAAUGAUAAUCUGGAGAACGAAACAUUUAAAAAUGAAAGUGAAAUAAAUGAUUCAGAUAAAAGUGUACAUGAUUUUGAUGAAAUAAAUAAAUCUUUAGACAUUGAUCCUGAAAGUGAAAAAAUUGCAAGAGAAUAUUCACAACAACCUUUGUUUCAGAAUUCAUCUUUUAUAGAUGACACCUUUGACAGAUCUCAACCUUUAUUUUUAAGUUCCCCUUCUCAAGACGUAUUAGAUCCUACAUUCAAUAUCACUUCAAAUAAAAUUCAGACACAAAAUUCAACAGGUAUUUUACAUUCAAACUCACAAGAAUUGUUUUCUACCAAUGUCUCAACCCAAGAGAACAAGGAAAGAAAUAGAGACAUUCAUUUCAAUGAAAAUAUAGAGCAUUCUAGUUCGAGAGUAUUAAAAAAUGGAAUGUUUGAAAAAACUCAUACCUCCAACAAUUUUGAACACAAUGAUACGAUUUAUCUUAAAGAGUCAGAUAAUGAAAUAUUAAUUGAUAAAAAUAAUUCAUUUUCUAUGCAGAGGAAACAAGAUGAGAAUUCAGAUAGCUCCAAGAUUUCACCAGCAUCAGAUUCAAUUUUGAAAGCAAAUGAUUCUAAUGAAAAAAUUCUUGAAAGUUCUGAUGAAACUGAUAUUGAGAAUUAUCAAAAUGAAUUCACGCAUGUACCAUCUCCUACUGCUAAAAUAAAUGUAAUAAAAGAGCAGAAUACGCAACAUAAUUUCGAUUAUCAAGAAGAACUGCUUCUCAUGGAUCAAAGUGAUGAAUCUAACAAAAUUCUCAACGAUCAUGAUUCCAGCUCUCCAUCUUUGCUAGCUCCUAAGGAAGAUUACCGAAAAGAAGAAACCGAAAACAAUGAUAUUGGAAAUUGUAAUUCAAAAUCAGAAUGUUGUUCCAAUGCAUUUGAUUAUGUAAAAAAUAUUAAAGUAAUUGAAGGAUCAUUUAAGAAGAUUAGCUUAACAGGUAUUUAUAAUGAAAAUAAUAUAAAUACAGGCGAAUUUUCAACAGUGUGCACAAUUAAAGACACAACGUACUGUAAUAUUAAUUCUGAUUCCAUCAUUAAUCGUGAGAAGGCUAACAUCAUACAAGAUGAAAAAAUGGCUAAGAGAAUCUUUAAAUUCAAAUCAACCCGUUGUUCGAAUAAAUUUCAGGUUCCUUGGAAAAAUGCUGACGCAGAAGAAAUAAUUUUUAAUUGUGGUCAAAACCAAGAAAACCUCAACACAAUGGAAAAGUCCAUCAAAACUAGCAAACAGAUGAAAGAGGAUUUUCAAAAUGGAGGAAUAAUGAACGAGGAAAAAGGAACUAAACAACAGAUUAAUUUCACAGACUUUAAAAUUUGCACGAAUAACAUACACUCUGAAAACCAAGGAAUAGAGAAUCUAGAAUUACAAAAUGAAUUAUAUACCGAAAAUGUAGUUGAGAUGCAAAGCAAAACAGAAAAGGAUUUAACUGAGUUUCAGAAAGAAAAGAUAUCAGAUGUUAAUAGUAAACCAGAAAAUGAUUCAUCGGCAGAAAACCAGGCUCAAUAUAUUUCUAAUAACCAGCAAUCGAGCGAAGAUAAAAAUAUGAUUGCAGAAAAUUCUGAGCUAUUCGCAGUAGAUGAUAGGUAUAUUUCUGAAAGUAAAGUAAGUGAGAAAGAAUCCACAGAGAUUUCUGUAAAAGGGACAAGACAAACUGUAGAAAUUGCAAAGGAUUCUAAUACAUGUGCAGUAAAGAUAAAUAUGCCUAGUACGGAGCCGAAUUUCAAUUUAUCUCAGAGUAAUAAUCAGUUCCCAACUGAAGUAACGGCGACAAUAAACUGUAACCAAGAAGAAAAUCCGUAUUUGAAAUCUAGUGAAUCUCUUACUACCAAUAAAUUACCGGGCCGUAAACGAAAGAGACGGACUUGUCACACUUCAGUUUGUGUAAACAAUAAUCAUUCGAUGAUUUGCUCUAAAAGCGUGAUUGAAACUUUAAAAAGUGAUGAAAAUUUAAGGAUAAAGAAAAAAUGUGAGCAUUAUUCAGACAAUGAUAUCGAAAUGUUGGAUGAAUUUGUUGAACCUAAAAUUAAGAAUAAACGACAAAAAUUUUCAAAAAAGAGGGAUGGAAGAUAUAGACAAUUAGAUUUUAUAUCUAAUUCUUUAACAAAGAAAAAGUCCCGGGGAAAAUGUCCUAAAGUUAUUUAUCGCCAUAAGGAAAAAAUAUUAGCAGAGAAUUUCGAUACUUUUGAGAAAGAGAAACAUCUGCUCGAAAAAAUUGAAAGCAAGCUUCAUCAUAUUACAAAAAUAAUGAAACACAAGCGAUAUUCUGAAUCAAGGAAGCAAAAAGCUCUACUAUUACUUAAGGAAUUGAGUCCCAUUUUGGAGAAAGCUGAAAAUUUUUGCAAUGAAUUUCAAAUGGAUUCACAAAAUUGCAAUAAUCUUUCUAAUAGAGCCAUCCUUUCUUCUAAAUUAAAACAAUGGUGUUGCGACAUUCCAAAAUUUUGCAAAUCUGCACAGAAGUGCAGCAAAUCUAAGCCCUGCUAUGACAGAAUAUAUUAUCAAGGUCGGACUUUAUCAUACCUCGCCGAUAUUUAUCAUCAAGGACUGGAAAAUCGGAAUGCAUCCCAGGGGAUAGAAAAAUCAUCAGUAACAUUCAGUUCGAGCACAGGUCUUGAGGUCAUUCAGAGGUUAACUGCACCCCAGAGAAUUUUAGCCGCAAAUACUGAAGCUCCUAUAUCCAGACCAAAUGUUCUAAAUCUGUUGAAAAUGAAAUUGCUGCUGAUUGAAGACAACGAGGUUGGACCCAUCUCCGAAACAGUUCAGUGGGACGACAUUGACAAAUGGGACUAG
Molecule: messenger RNA, 3174 nt
Organism: Argiope bruennichi
Lineage: Eukaryota; Metazoa; Arthropoda; Arachnida; Araneae; Araneidae
Product: dentin sialophosphoprotein-like
Exons: 4
Coding region: 1-3174 (1057 amino acids)
Source: RefSeq, a predicted model, not a curated record